Molecule: messenger RNA, 5671 nt
Organism: Pteropus alecto (black flying fox)
Lineage: Eukaryota; Metazoa; Chordata; Mammalia; Chiroptera; Pteropodidae
Gene: ENTPD4
Product: ectonucleoside triphosphate diphosphohydrolase 4
Exons: 13
Coding region: 256-2106 (616 amino acids)
Biological process (GO): nucleoside diphosphate catabolic process
Cellular component (GO): membrane
Molecular function (GO): nucleoside diphosphate phosphatase activity
Source: RefSeq, a predicted model, not a curated record
GCGGGCGAGGACGCGAGGCGGCGCGGCUCCCGGGCAGCAGCGGCGCCCUCGGAAAGCUGCGUCCGCCUUGCCGCUGCCACCUCGCCGGGGUGGCCAUAAUGUGCUCCGCUAGCGGCUCCCGGCUCCUGGGAGCCGCAGCUGCCGCAUCGGGCUCUGCGGAUCAGGAGGGCUCUAACUCCGGCAGGACCCCGUUGUUUCUAUAAUGGUGUGCGAAGACUGACGCCUAGAACAUUGCCUUACCUCUGACUUGUCAGCAUGGGGAGGAUCGGCCUCUCCUGUCUUUUUCCUGCUUCCUGGCAUUUUAGCAUCUCUCCAGUGGGGUGUCCUCGAAUUCUGAAUACCAAUUUACGCCAAAUUAUUGUCAUUAGCAUUCUAGCUGCUGCUGUUUCACUUUUAUACUUUUCGGUUGUCAUAAUCCGAAAUAAAUAUGGGCGGCUAUCCAGAGACAAGAAGUUUCAAAGGUACUUGGCACGAGUUACUGACAUUGAAGCUACAGACACCAAUAAUCCCAAUGUGAACUAUGGUAUCGUGGUGGACUGUGGUAGCAGUGGGUCUCGAAUAUUUGUCUAUUGCUGGCCCAGGCAUAAUGGCAAUCCUCAUGAUCUGUUGGACAUCAGACAAAUGAGGGAUAAAAACCGAAAGCCAGUGGUUAUGAAAAUAAAACCCGGCAUUUCAGAAUUUGCUACCUCUCCAGAGAAAGUCAGUGAUUACAUUUCUCCGCUUCUGAACUUUGCUGCAGAGCAUGUACCACGCGCGAAACACAAAGAGACCCCUCUCUACAUUCUCUGCACAGCUGGAAUGAGAAUCCUUCCUGAAAGCCAGCAGAAAGCCAUCCUGGAAGACCUUCUGACUGACAUCCCCGUGCGUUUUGACUUCCUGUUUUCUGACUCCCAUGCAGAAGUGAUUUCAGGGAAACAAGAAGGUGUGUACGCUUGGAUCGGCAUUAAUUUUGUCCUUGGACGAUUUGAGCAUAUUGAGGAUGAUGAUGAGGCAGUUGUGGAAGUGAUCAUUCCUGGUAGUGAGAGCAGCGAAGCCAUUCUCCGUAAAAGGACUGCUGGUAUUCUCGACAUGGGAGGCGUGUCGACCCAGAUAGCGUACGAAGUCCCCAAAACUGUAAGCUUUGCCUCCUCACAGCAGGAAGAAGUAGCUAAAAACUUGCUAGCCGAAUUUAACCUGGGAUGUGACGUUCACCAGACUGAGCAUGUGUACCGAGUCUAUGUGGCCACAUUUCUUGGGUUUGGUGGCAAUGCUGCUCGACAGAGAUAUGAAGACAAGAUAUUUGCCAACACAGUUCAAAAGAACAGGCUGCUAGGUAAGCAGACUGGUCUGGCUCCUGAUACUCCAUACCUGGACCCCUGCUUACCCCUGGACAUUAAAGAUGAAAUCCAGCAAAAUGGACAGACCAUGUACCUCCGGGGAACAGGAGACUUUGACCUGUGUCGAGAGACCCUCCAGCCUUUCAUGAACAAAACAAAUGAGACGCAGACUUCCCUCAAUGGAGUCUACCAGCCCCCAAUUCACUUCCAGAACAGUGAAUUCUAUGGCUUUUCUGAAUUCUACUAUUGCACUGAAGAUGUGUUGCGAAUGGGUGGAGAUUACAACGCUGCUGCGUUUACUAAAGCUGCAAAGGAUUAUUGUGCAACAAAGUGGUCAAUCUUACGGGAGCGCUUUGACCGAGGACUGUAUGCCUCUCACGCUGACCUCCACAGGCUAAAGUAUCAGUGCUUCAAAUCUGCCUGGAUGUUUGAGGUGUUUCACAGGGGCUUUUCAUUUCCUGUCAACUAUAAAAAUUUAAAGACAGCCUUGCAAGUUUAUGACAAGGAGGUUCAAUGGACCCUCGGAGCAAUCCUUUACAGGACCCGCUUUUUGCCCUUAAGAGAUAUCCAGCAGGAGACCUUCCGGGCCAGUCACGCUCACUGGCGGGGCUUCUCCUUUGUCUACAAUCACUACCUGUUCUCCGGCUGCUUCCUGGUGGUCCUGCUCUCCAUCCUCCUCUACCUGCUGCGGCUCCGACGCAUUCACAGGUGGACACUGCGCAGUGGUUCGGCCGCCACCCUCUGGCUGGAGGAGGGCCUUCCGGCCCAGAAGAUGGCGGGUACCCUGUGAAGCAGAGUGAGAGAGCCCAGGAAGACUUUCUAACGGAAAAGCCAUUUUUGCCUCAGGGUUUCUCCUCUUUAUUCUCAUUUGGUUUUAUUUUUCCUUUCCCUUUUUGUUCCUUGAAACAGAAACAAAAUCCAUUAUUUGUAAACUCUGCCAUCCUGGCAAUAUUGUAUUUGGCCCCGUUUUGUAUACAGCUUUAAGUUGAGGAGUAAGAAAAAAGGAAAAUCACUUCAUUUUUGCUGCAUAGAAUAUCUGCCAAAAAUUCCUAAGCUUUUCGGUUUUUCUUUAAGGUUUGUUUAAUUUUAAACAGAUGCACUUUGAUAUUGGAGGAAAAAAAAAAAGCAAAGAGGUCAUUUAUCAGACAUUGGACUGAAGAGUGAUAGUUCUCCAGAACCAAAAACUCACUGACUGAAGUUAAAAUGCUUUUUUUCCCUCUAUCUUGAAAGCCCGAACCUAAUGAGAGUGACGUUUAGUUUUUAUUUAUUGUUCAGAUCUGUCACUAUAUGUUUUCUUUGCAGGUCUAAAAAAUCAAAAUUGUUUAUAUCCAAAAUAGAGAAAUAUAAUACCUAAAAUAGAGAAAAAAUAGUUACCAGGAGGUAACUUUUUAAAAAAUCAAUAGUGAAGAGACCUGAAAAAUGUGAAAUAACGACUAAGAGUGCUGUGUGCGCGCGCGCGUGUAAAAUGCUAAUGAAAGAGAAUGAGGGAAUAAUGUUCUUUCAAAACACAUGCUUCAGAAUUUACUGUUUCGUUUCAUUUUAUUUAGAAAGCUCCCCAUUAUCAUUAUCUUUUCCUGACACAGGUAAUUACUUUCUUGGGAAUUCUCAUACAUAGUUUUUUAGGUGAAGUUCUUUUUGUGCGUGUGCAUAUGUGUGUACGUGUGUGCGUGUGUGGGUGUACACACGCACGCACUCACACACACACACAGUCUCUUAACUCCAGAACAAUUAAAUUCGUCUAGCUGGUAGCAAAGUUAUAUUUCGAGAACCCUUCGCUCCUAUUUCAGAAAUUAUUCAUUAGAGAAAGACUUCCGAUUCUGAAGCCCUUCUUUAACUUAGGGGGAAAAGUUGGAUUUUUAUCCUAUUGCCUACUUAAAACCAUGGUAUACUAUAUAUCAAUGAUUUAAAAAAGAUUACAAAUUUAUGAAAGAAAUGCAAAUUAUCCUAUUCUGUGCUCUUCAAAGUGAAUAUAAUAAUACCAAUGAAAAAAUCAUUGGUAGAAUAUUUGCCUCUCAAAUAUUCAGAAGGUGUGAGGAGCCGUGUGGUGUUACAGUGUCUAAUGUGGAGAGAGUUGUUUCAGAGAUGAUGGAGAUAAAUGUCCCUGUGAAAGAGCCAGCUUCUAAGUGCUGGUCUCCUGAUAUUAAGUCCCUGGUCCCUUGGCAAACACUUUCUUAUCCAGACCCAGCCACACACCAGCUGUGGCGUAGAUACGCCGGGAGUAGAGUGAGCUGGUGUGCUUCUCGAAUUCUUAGAUGGUUUCACCCUGUAGACUAUAGAUGGCUUUAGUGGUCAAGAAGAAGUAAGUUUAUACUUUAGCUUUUCUCCCACCAACCGUUUGGAAUAGUAAGGCCCUAACCUAUAGAUUGAAGUUUUUCAGGCGCCUAGAGUAUGUGAUUUUGCCUUGAAAAUCAAGGAUAAGCCAGCAUGAGCACAGAUUUAAAUAGGUCUUAAUUAAGACUUCAUACUGUAAAUGGCCACUUUUUGGAUAAAGGGUGCCAGCUCUGUGCCGUUCAGGCAGCAGAGGAGAGACAGAGUUGUUCUGCUUUAUGCCUGGCAUAAGGACCCCUCUGCAAGGACCCACCUCACUCUCCAAAAGAAAUCCCCAAGUUAGGGUUCCAAGGCCCACGCAGCCUUAGACUUUGCACAGGUCAGUGCCGUGCUCCCCUGCCGAAGAACUCCCCGGAGAAGGGCUCGGCAGGCUGUGGCCCAUGGGGAAAACCCAGAAGACCUUGAGCUCAGAAUGCUGCUUCAGUUCUUCAAGGGUAAAGACAAAAAAAUAAUGAAUAUGCAACAGAGACGAUAUGGCCUGUGGAAGGUAAAAUAUUUACAAAAUUUCCCUUUACAGAAGACAUUUGCUGACCCCUACGCAAACAGUCACAUUCAAGAAAGGAUAUCACAGUAGCAUCCUCUUAAUUCAGGAAGAUGGUUAUCAUUUGUGGGCACAAAAAGAUGGCCAAGAGAGGUGACCAAACUUCAAUCUUAAAAUAUUUGUUUAUGCACCAGAAUUUCACUUUUUAACUUUUCCUCUAGAUUACUUUCAAGAUCAGUUUUCCAAUAAACCAGGAAACAUGAUCCCCAAAUUUAAAAAGUGCUGUUCGAGAGGACUCACUGCGAGCCUUGUGCUCAGACGUCUGCGGUCACGAGAAGACCUUGCGUAGUUUUUCACCACCCUGUGUCACAGGAGAGAGGACAGUGGCGCUUUCUCUCAGUGGCGCAGAGGUGGCUGGGGUGAGAGGCAAGCCAGGGAGGAGCUUAAUUCAGGAGAAGAACUAAUGUCAAUUAAGGUCUGGCCAAGUAGGCCGUAAACUCUGAAUUCGUGUAAUAGAAAGCAGAGGAAAUUGGACUGGUGGGAACUUGCUAAAAGCCUCGUUGCAGGUUGAACGUUCUGUUCGAUCUUGGCAGAAGCACAGUACAGUAAACGCUCCUGUUCCUCGUCAUAUUGUGUGCUGCUCCGUUUUUAACCUCCAGAGGAUGUUCUCAAAGGUUUUACAGUCCAUUUAAGGAAAUCACAGUAAAAGGACAGACUGUUUUGUACAGUGGGUUUUGCAUAUCUUCACCCUAAACUGCUGGGUUUAGGCAGCGCUCCCCAACCUGGGGGUGAGCUGAAGAGGCAGCUCCUGGCUCAUCCUGGCCGCCCUGGAGGCUGGGAAGAACAUUUGUUCACCACUCACUGUCUAUACCCGUGCUCUCAGGUUGGCAAGCUCUGGAUUAACAGAUAUUUAAAUUUGAAACUCAGGCCUACAUAGAAUAGUUUUCCUUAUAAGGAGCAUGCAUCACUUAGCAAGAAACUCAAAAAGGCAAAUGUGUUUUCCAAGUUUGUUUUCUUUCACCUUUAGAAAAAUUUUGCGUGGUAAUGUGCAAUGCAGCAAAACUACCUAUAAGUAAAUUAUUUUGUUAUUUAUUUCUAUUUUGUUGUUUUGUCUUUUUAUGAUCUCGAUUUUCCCUUUCAAUAAUAAAUGAUGUAACCAAUCAAGGAGAAUUCUUUGUUCUAUUACUAAGAUUAUACUUUACAGUUAGGAAUUACAAAAACUAAAGGAGUGUCUUUAAAUGUGUUUUUAUUUAAAUGAUGUUUUCUCCAUUCAAGGUAAGAAUAAUUAUUUGGGGGGGAUCGUGGUGGUGUCAUAUCACUUUUUAUACUUGGCAGCCUCCCACUGUCACACACACCAAUGGGUGUUGAGAAUCAAAAUGAAGAGUUCAUUGAUGACCCAUCGAUGACCCAUCAACUUGUGUGACCUUGCUUUCUUGUGGUUUAAAUAGAUUUUUUUUCCUGAUGUUUUGAGUCUUCUUAUCUGUUACAAUGCUUAGUUGAACUUGAAUCUAAAUUCAGUAAAAUAAAUUGUCAGAGUCUGACUACA